Messenger RNA from Acanthosepion pharaonis, 1878 nucleotides. The record is from the annotation of a GenBank genome assembly. Lineage: Eukaryota; Metazoa; Mollusca; Cephalopoda; Sepiida; Sepiidae.
AUGGCAGAGUUCAGUUCUUGGGAGGAUACUGACCGUGAAAUGAAAUUGAAACAGAUUCCAUCAUCUGUCAAGUCACAAGACGUGAGUCAUAUUCUGACAACCAUUUUCAAAGACCUGCUCUCCAAGAAUUCCUUCAACAAUGAGAUUAUUGAAAACCAAGUCAAUUCAAAAGGAAGUGAUGAUCCUUAUCAUGAGAGAUAUGUGUCAGAAUUACAAAAGGCCCUUAAGGAAAAAGAGAGCAGAGUGGCACAAAUUGCAAAUUUGGAACGGUACAUUAUUCAAGCGCAGGCACGAGCCUUGUCUGCAGAUGAGAAACAUUAUAAUAAGUAUUGGUCAGUUGGAAUCUACAAGGAUAUAACAACCCCAAAUGUUAAUCUUCAGUGCCAUUCAGUACUUGAUAAGAAAAUGCUAAAAGAAAAUGGCCUCCUCAUUCCAGAUGACUACACAAUAGAUAAAAGGAUACCUGCUCCACCUCCAGAAGCUACUCGGCAGGUCAGUCAAUAUUCAUCAAAAGCAGCCAUCAAGCCCACUAAGGUAGAACAGAAACUGGAAAAUCAGUCACUGUUAACUUACAGUCACAGCGAGAAGUCAAAUCGGAACACUGAAGUGAAACAAAUACCAAAGAAGAAAGAUUUGGUAUUUCCAGUUAACAAUGCUUGGAAAGAGUAUCCUAGCUUGGCAGAACGCCUAAAGGAAAAAACUAUUAUGGCAAAAAUGGAGGCUAAAGCAAAUUUCUUGCGCAAUCCCCGUCACCAGAAUCUAUCCCUGAUCUCCGGGAUGACAUCUUUAAUCCACCAGAAGAAGAAUUCCACACAGGCAGAUACUUCUUUGCAAGAAGACAAUGAUGAAGAAUCAGCUGUUUUCAUAGCCCUCCCAAAAGAAAUUGUUUUCAAUGAAUACAAAACCGGAAAUAUCUAUGAGGCUACUCUUGAAUUGAAAAAUGUAUCCACUGUAUUGAGAACAUGCAGAGUUUUACCGCCAGCUUCCAAAUACUUUACAAUUGGUUUAGGUCAGUUUCCUGGGGAUCAUGGUCUGGUGGCACCUGGAAUGAGUUGUAUCUAUACCAUCCGAUUUGCACCAGAUUCUCUUGGUGAUUUUUUUGAUGAGCUGAAAAUCAUUACACAGACUUCAAAUUCCAUCUCUGUUCCUCUUUUGGGUAAAAGGCCACAUCCGGUUCUAACAUUACCACCUGCAAUCAACUUAGGCUAUUGUCUGGUUGGAGCUGUUCAUAUGACCCAAAUUGUGCUUAAGAAUGAUGGAGGUCCUGGUUGCUUUUGCUUGCUGCCUGCUUCUAAUUGGCCAGCCACAAACUUCAGGACUGUUGUUCGGGAAGAAACUGUUACCAUUCCUCCAUUUGUGAUCAGGCCGUCCACAUUUGAAAUGUUGAGUGGUCAAGUUGGUGUCCUUGAAAUUGUUUUUCAACCAGAGGAAGCAAAAACUUUCCAAGAAAAAGUGACCAUAGUUUGCGACAAUUGUCAAGUGAAAUACAUUGAUAUUAUUGGUGUUGCUCAAAAAGCUGAAGUGAUGAUUGUUUCAAGUCACGACGUGUUAACUGAACCUUCAUUUGAAGAGAACCCAGAUAAGACAGAAAAACAUUUCAUAAGAUUUGACAAUCUGAAUCUGUUCUCUUAUCAGGAAAAGAGGUUUAUGGUGAAAAACUGCACAAAUAUAAAUUUAUCAUUCUACUGGCUGAAAUGCACGUUAACAAAUGACCCAACAAACCAAGAAUCCUUUAUCUACACUAAAGAAACGAUGGAAAAUCCUCCAUUUUGUAUUUACCCAGAAUAUGGCAAUAUUCCUCCAGCAGAAACUUUAUCAUUUGAAACAGUUUUUGCCCCAGAAAAGGUAGAUUGUUACAAGUGUGUUUUUUACAAAUGA